CCCCGCCUCCCCCCACCCACGUGACGUCACGUCCGUUUCCGGCACGUGCAGCAGGGCAGCAGCAUGGCUCCCAAACCUCGCGGGGUCGUGGCGAUGGCGCGGGCGGCUGUCGGCUUCAUCUCGGAUCGCCAAGACUUCAAGAGGAACCUGCUGGUGAACGUGGCCCUCUUCGCCGCGGGGGUGUGGGUGGCGCGAAACGUCGCCGACCUGGACCUCAUGGCUCCCGCGCCACUCCCGUAGAGAUCCAUCGCACCUUCUCUGAAGCUGUUCCUAUUGCCCGACAACCCCAAACCCUCGUGGACCAUUGUCAGUGUAAGAUGUUGUGAAAUCAUAAUAAAGUAUUUUGCCUCGGCAAAACAAAAAA
Messenger RNA from Petromyzon marinus (sea lamprey), 364 nucleotides. It is a transcript of the gene TOMM6, whose product is annotated as translocase of outer mitochondrial membrane 6. Gene Ontology annotation, cellular component: mitochondrial outer membrane translocase complex. NCBI's taxonomy places the organism in Eukaryota, Metazoa, Chordata, Hyperoartia, Petromyzontiformes, Petromyzontidae. The record is from RefSeq and is a predicted model, not a curated record.